Cuscuta epithymum is the source of this 1215-nucleotide messenger RNA. NCBI's taxonomy places the organism in Eukaryota, Viridiplantae, Streptophyta, Magnoliopsida, Solanales, Convolvulaceae. The record is from the annotation of a GenBank genome assembly.
UGGGGCCAUGUAAAAAAGUACGAGUAAUUGACAAAAUAUCCUCCAAGCUGUCCAAAUUCAUUUUGUGAGCUGCCGUCAGGGGGAAGCUUAAGGAUCAAAUUCAUUCUAGACAGAGAGGGGGAAGAGUGCGUGGGACUGUUUGAGAAUAUUUCUGUUUCUUCUGUAAGAGCGAGAGAAACAGGAAAGUAGUUGGGGGCAUGAAGAUCACGGCGUUGUUGGUGCUGAAAUGCAUCGAGGGGGCGGAUCCGGUGAUCCUAGCAAACGCAUCGGACGUCAGCCAUUUCGGGUACUUCCAGAGAUCAAGCGUCAAGGAAUUCAUCGUAUUUGUCGGUAAGACCGUCGCCGGACGGACCCCUCCUGGCCAACGCCAAUCUGUCCAGCACGAAGAGUACAAGGUGCAUUCCUAUAACCGAAAUGGCUUGUGUGCAUUGGGUUUUAUGGAUGAUCAUUACCCGGUUCGAAGUGCGUUUUUCACUGCUAAACCAGGUCAUAGAUGAGUACCAAAAAAAAAUUUGGUGAGUCGUGGAGAUCUGUAAAACCUGAUGAUAGCAUUCCAGAGUGGCCCUAUUUAGCUCAAGCCUUGACUAAAUUUCAGGAUCCUGCAGAAGCUGACAAACUGUUGAAGAUUCAGAGGGAGUUAGAUGAAACUAAAAUUAUUCUUCACAAGACAAUCGACAGCGUUCUAGCACGGGGUGAGAAGCUUGACAGUUUGGUUGAGAAGAGUUCUGAUCUGAGUACAGCUUCACAGAUGUUCUACAAGCAGGCUAAGAAAACAAACAGUUGCUGUACAAUUUUGUAGAACAAUUGCUAUAACAAAAAUAGAUCAAGCAUCUGGACUGCAUUUGCAUCAUUGCUCCAUAUGAAGAAGUGUCACAAGGGUUGUUUAUAUAUAUAUAAUCUGUUUUAUAAUUUAUGUCUGCUUGAAUUCUUUUAACUUGCCUGUACCCGUGCAUCAGAAUGAUCUAAUAUUCAAAUAUUUGUUUUUUUAUGUUUUACAAAUAGUCAUAUAAGGUAGAUGUUUGCAAUAAUAUUUGCCACUUGGUGGAUAUAAGGUUUAUGCUAGUGUUUGUUCAUGUGUGGACAUAAAAUGAAUCCUUUUGCGUUUCCAGUUUACCUAUUACAGAACAUAUCCACUAAAAGCAACUCGUAAACAUUCCCACUACCCUAGAGUAGGAUUGACGCUGUCUGAUUCUUAAAUCUUAACUGCAUUUCUGG